CGGGAGCGGAGACAGAGCACUGGGCUUUGGGAGGCAUGGACUCGGGACGAGGCAGAGAGGGGGCUGUCUCGUGCCCCUCGGUCCAGCACGCGCCUUGGCUAGAGGGCGCAAGCCCUGGACCCGGUCCGGACCGCGCCGCGGGCUCAGGGACCUCAGCCGGACACCCCACCUGCAGGGGCCAGGCAGGGUUCGGAACGGGGCCGGUGGGAGACCCCGCCUUUCGUGUGCGUUGGUCGGGGGAGGAAACGCGGGCCCCUGGGACUCCGGCCUACGCCGUCCGCCCUGGAGAGCACGUGCCUUUGAGUCACCUCCGGAGCCUCCUGUCCCGCGUCUCCGCCCACCACCUGUGAUAGGUGCUCCCUCGUGGCGCCAGGGGGCUCGCCCGCUGCCCGGCUUUAAAAAGCGCAUCGCUGCUUCCUCGGCGAAGCUUCAAGCAUCGGAGACCGCGGGCUCCACGGGGCGUCUCAGCUCCUCAGGGCCGCGCCGAAGACUCCGAUGGCUCCGCGGGGUCGCUCCGGCCGGCAGCCGGGACCCGAAGCGCUCUCCAAGGGCUCCGGGCGGCGGGCACUCGGGCGCGCCCCGGCGCUCGGCUCCGAGCGGGGACCCAGGCCGAGGCUCCGGCACCUCCUCGCCCUGAUCUUCGUCCUUUUUCCUCCGGAUGUCAGCUGCCUUCCCGUUAACUACAUUGCCAAACUGGAUGCCAGAUGGAACUCCUCGCAGAAGUGUCAGCCAGGGUUCUAUCUGUCAGAGCACAGUGGCACGUGUAUGCCUUGCACAGCUGGAAAGGAUUUCACCAAUCAUUCGAACAGCCUCCCUGCUUGCCAGCUCUGUUCUGAGUGCUUCCAAGAUAAAGAAAUAAUAGCUCUGUGCACCAGGACCAUGGACACCCAGUGUCGCUGCAAACUCGGCACGUUCCAGGAUGAGAAUUCUCCUGAAUUAUGCCAGAAGUGCAGUCCUGGGUGCCCUGCUGGCAAGGUUGAGGCCAGACCCUGCACCCCCUGGAACGACCUUGAGUGUGUGGACCAAGAAUCAGGUACACAGGCCAGUGGGAAGACCCUGGUACCUGGAGCCACCACCAGCCUGGAGCCGCCUGUCACUCCCUCUCCCUCCUCAGGCACCUCACAGCUGGGAAUCAUAAUUACAGUCGUCACUGUUGGGGCUGUCUUCCUGCUGCUGCUGCUGCUGCUGCUUGCAUGGCUGUGUCGUCACCGGAUCACUGCCUUUCAAGGUUGUGGGGUGGACUCCAGCUGCAUAAACAGAGUCUUUCAGUGGUACUCAUGUGCUCCAAGGGGGCCCGAGGCUCAGGACAAUGCCCUCAACACCAUCCGCAGCGGCAGAUACUCGCUUUCCACGCCCACCUCUCAGGAGGAACUGGAGCACCAGAAGCAGGCACAGCUGGCAGGUGUCACAGAACAGUCCCCAGGAGAAGCAGAGUGUCUGCUGAGACCAGCUGGACCUACGGGAUCUCAGAGGAAAAGGGAGCUGCUGGUUCCAGCAAAUGGCGCAGACCCCAUAGAAAGCUUGAGGCCGUUCUUCGAUUACUUCAUAGAGAUCGUGCCCUUUAAUUCCUGGAAACCUCUCAUGCGGCGGAUGGCCCUCACCAGCAAUGAGAUGCAGGUGGCCGAAGCCCAAGCAUCGCAGCCUCAGGAGCAGGUCUAUGAAAUGCUGGUGACGUGGGUCAACAAGACAGGGCGGGCCAUCUCUGUCAACACCCUGCUGGACGCCUUGGAGAGCCUGGGGCACAGAAACACGAAGGAAAAGAUUCAGGACCACCUGGUGGCAUCUGGGAAGUACGUCUAUGCAGAAGAUGCUGCUGUUUCCUGAGGGAAAAGGACCUCUUUAGGAGAACAGAGCUUUCUCGUUUGCCUUUGCUUCUGCAAAGGGAGGCAAACUGAACACUAGCCUGGAAGAAACAGGCAGUCCUUGACCAGUACUUGAAGCAGCUGUAUUGUCCAGAAGUCCACAGGUCUUGAAGUGUCCUGGAACUUUUUCAAUGUUUUUACAGUAAUUUUUACGAAAUGUUUGUUGAUAGUUAUAUGUUCACAUGUGUACUAAAGGUUGUUUUAGUUGUUUUUCCUUUUUAUAAACUUGCAUUUUUUACUUUGUUAUUU
Artibeus jamaicensis (Jamaican fruit-eating bat) is the source of this 2111-nucleotide messenger RNA. RefSeq names its product tumor necrosis factor receptor superfamily member 10A-like. NCBI's taxonomy places the organism in Eukaryota, Metazoa, Chordata, Mammalia, Chiroptera, Phyllostomidae. The record is from RefSeq and is a predicted model, not a curated record. Gene Ontology annotation, cellular component: cell surface; plasma membrane. Gene Ontology annotation, biological process: positive regulation of apoptotic process; TRAIL-activated apoptotic signaling pathway. Gene Ontology annotation, molecular function: TRAIL binding. Bases 496 to 1824 code for a protein of 442 amino acids. The transcript has 9 exons.